This is a messenger RNA of Podarcis lilfordi (Lilford's wall lizard), 380 nucleotides long. Lineage: Eukaryota; Metazoa; Chordata; Lepidosauria; Squamata; Lacertidae. The record is from the annotation of a GenBank genome assembly.
CUAACAAGGAGGCUUUCAUCCUCCCGGAAGGGAAAAGUGUCAUCGUCCCCCGUCCCCCCAUCACCAUUCCUGGCAGUUCUGGGACUUCCACACCAGACUCUCUGCCACAGGACCUCGAAUUUGGCAGCGAUGCCAGUCCAGCCUUUGAUUGUCUCUUCACCCGAAACGCCAGCCUUGUUCUCUGGCUCGGCCUCACAGGAUCUGCAAAUCUGUCCCUGCAGGGCAUCUGUCAUUGCCGCAUCGACAUCUCUCCCAAUCUCAUCCUGCGUCAAAGCCAGUUGCCAGCCAAGCGCCCCCACCAGGGGGUUGGGUUUGCUUUUCAGAGGCAGGAAGGGACUCGGAGGGAAGACGGAUCGGCAGCUAAUCCCAGCAGUGGGUGA